AAUGACUGACUGACUUUUCUUUGGGAAUUACAUGAUGACGAAUUCAGUGAGAAACGUUGACAAUGCAAAUAUACUACUAAAAAAACAAAAAAACAAAAAACAAAAAAAAAAAAAAAAAAAAAAAAAAAACAAAAAACCAAAAACCCCACAGAUAAAAGCCCCGGUUACCUGGAGCUAAAGGUAUCUGACAUGUCAUCAAAUGAGAGUACGGUGUAAGGUGUGUGAGUGUUUGUCGACAGACUGCUCCUCUUGUAACCCGAACCUCUCUUCACUGACACCAGCAGCGACUGUAUUUAUUCUGUCAUUAGUUACUACUUCAAGGCUUUUCGUGUGUCAUUGAUAAAGAGCUUGUAGAGAAGACAACUCAAAGCAGUCGAGAAUGAGAGUAUAGAAAUAACACUGAAAAUAUUCAGCAGUAAUAGUGUCAUCCUUAAAAUUUUUCUUGUAUUUUUCUUUUAGCACAAUUCCCAUUAAUGCUGAAAUGUGUAAAUGAUAUUGUAACAGGCAGAGACUAAUAGGACUAUAAUAAACUAUUGAACAAAACUAUAAUAUAAAGUCCAAAGGGGGUCAGUAGAAUUCAGUUGAAAUGAUUAAGCACAGCUAAUUAUUUUCUUUUUAAAAGGUAUUAAUAUUCCCCCAAAGAAUAAAUAAACAUCUAGACCUAUUUUGGGCACACUCAGACUGGUGUCAACAUGAAGGUAAACACGCGGACCUUUUAACGGCGAUAAUUUUCUUCCUCGUGUACCUGCCGCUCGGCUACACACUGAGAAAUACCUCUCCUAGCACAGACUGGGGAUGAAAUUACAUACAAAAGAUCCCAUAGGUCGAAGGGAACACGACUGUGUAAGCGGUCUUCUCACGGCUUAUUUUCUUCCUGCUAGAACCUGUAGGAAAUACCCAGCUACUUGUUCACAUCCACAGGUGAGUGUUCGUGUAUGGAAGUGGACCAGCGCAACGUACAGACAAGAUGGCGACAUGUGAUCACGUGGCAUGGCGUCGAUGGCUGUACUUGGAAUAUUUGAUUGUGGGCAUCGUGGGAUCUUUGUCACAAAGACCCUGCACAAAUAAUAGUGGCUUCAUCGAAACCAGUAGUUACUUUCUGGGAAACGACACUGAAGUGUACCCUGUACAAUACGGAGACUGCUCCUUCGGUCAAUCUCUGUGUAACUACACUCAGUUCUGUACAGACCGCGGUGCACAGGACUGGAGACAAAUCGGAGAUCACGCUGAGUGUCCGGGGAAGUUUGGAUGGUUUGACGCCUUCUCAGUCCUGCUGUCGCCGCUACUACAUAUCAGUCACGUGACCUGUCUAACGUUUGAAUACACUCAAGAAAUACCAGGAACACUGAAUGUUUACAUGGCGACACGCAUUCUUUUAUUUAGUGUCAUGCCUGAGGAGGUGAAAUGGAUACCAGAUUUCAUCUCGCAUAAGAUUGAGUUACCAAAUACCACUGGUAAGCUGGCAUUUCGAGCUCGCAGUGCCAAUGUUAACCACAAAGUUCAGCUCCGGGGUGUCAAGCUGCAGACAGGAUCAUGCACUGGGCCUGAAUGUUUGUUUGAAGACGAAAAUACACUUUCAACUUGUGGUUGGACUCUUGACAACUGGAGCAUAACCCUUGAACUUCUGCCUGAAAACGUCAGAGGUGCAGUGAGCACUGGGUAUUUCGUUUACGUCAUCCACCCGACUAUCAAAGCCACGAUGACCACUACCCUGGUUCAGUCAACAGGAUCCCAGACAGGAUGUCUGGAGUUUAGCUACAUUAUCUGUGGCUCUGAGUUGAGACUACUCGUGUCAAUUCAAAGUUUGGAUGGAAAUCGGAGAGAGGUCUGGGUAGUGUCUUCAAAUACAUCAGCUGUCAACUGUUUACAAACAUGGCAACAGGCAGCAGUGCCACUGUCCUCCUCAACUGCAUUUACAGUGAUGUUUGAAAAUGUACCAACGGACAACAGCUGGGGGGUGGUUGCCGUGGACUCUGUUAGAUACACGACACAGCCGUCACCAUCAGCCUGUCCACUCGCCCCACAGCACGCUCUGCCACGUGACGAUGACGUCAUAUGGUCGUUGCCGUUGAGCUCUACACACAGACUGUCAGGAGACAUCAGUACGGUUACCGAGUCAGCGGUAGAUAACCCACGAACGACCGUUGCAUUUCGUCAGUCAGGGUUGUCUAGUUUAGUGGAUGUUACUACAGUUCUCCAGUCACAGAGUGGAUUCAGCAGCAGUCCCAGUAAGUAAUAAAACGUGUCUCCCUGGCUGUUCCUCUGUUUGUUUUUUAGGUAUAGAAAUGAUUAUUUUUAAAGAUAGUUACUAGACUUUAUAUUAAUAAUUAAGGAACAAGGAGGAUAGAAUGUUUUUAAGAAGAGAACCUGAAGAAUUUCAAGUAGCUUGUGUCACAUUUUCAUCAUUAUAGUUCUAUUUUCAAACAGAAGAUGGACAAUACGAGCACAACAUUACUUAAAUAUGUAAAAUACUUACAUCAUUGCUAAUAAUAUAUUUUAUAUUUAUAUAUAUAUAUAUGGGGUGUGUAAAAAUGAUUUCAAUUGUUAAUCAAAAUCACAACAGCCCAUGUCCCGAAGCAGCACCGCAUAGCAUAAAGAAUUUCAUCAAAAAUAACUUGAAAGGAUCGUGAUCUCAUGAUCUACAGGCGCCAUCUUGAUAGUCCAGCUAUCCGGUAGCAGAA
This is a messenger RNA of Pomacea canaliculata, 2681 nucleotides long. RefSeq names its product MAM and LDL-receptor class A domain-containing protein 2-like. Lineage: Eukaryota; Metazoa; Mollusca; Gastropoda; Architaenioglossa; Ampullariidae. Gene Ontology annotation, cellular component: membrane. Bases 968 to 2236 code for a protein of 422 amino acids. The record is from RefSeq and is a predicted model, not a curated record. The transcript has 9 exons.